Messenger RNA from Neomonachus schauinslandi (Hawaiian monk seal), 948 nucleotides. RefSeq names its product oncostatin M (gene OSM). NCBI's taxonomy places the organism in Eukaryota, Metazoa, Chordata, Mammalia, Carnivora, Phocidae. Gene Ontology annotation, biological process: immune response; oncostatin-M-mediated signaling pathway. Gene Ontology annotation, cellular component: extracellular region. Gene Ontology annotation, molecular function: oncostatin-M receptor binding; cytokine activity. The record is from RefSeq and is a predicted model, not a curated record. Bases 40 to 684 code for a protein of 214 amino acids. The transcript has 2 exons.
GGUCUGGUCCUCGGACUCCUGUUCCUGAGCACGCCGGCCAUGGGCAGCUGUUUGGACAAGUACCAAGAGCUGCUUGGGCAGCUCCAGAAGCAGGCGGACAUCAUGCAGCACACCAGCCUGCUCCUGGACCCCUAUAUCCAAAGCCAAGGUCUGGACAAGGAUGGACUGAAGGAGCACUGUCGGGAGCGCCCCGGGGCCUACCCCAGCAAGGAUGCCCUGCAGGGGCUCGGCAGGUGGGAAUUCCUGCGGACCCUCGACACCACGCUGGGCCACGUUCUGCAUAGACUGACUGCCUUGCGGCGGGACAUCCCCAGAGCCCAGGACUUGGAGAUUCUGAAUAGGGCGAAGCAGAACAUUCGCGGGUUCAAGAACAACAUCCACUGCAUGGCCCAGCUGCUUCCAGGCUCCUCGGAGACAACGGAGCCCACUCCGACAGGCCCGGGGACGUCUCCGUCGCCCACCCCCACCUCAGACACCUUUCAGCGCCGGCUAGAGGGCUGCAGGUUCCUGCAUGGCUAUCACCGCUUCAUGCACUCCGUGGGGCAGGUCUUCCGAGAGUGGGGGGAGAGCCCAAGUCGGAGUCGGAGACACAGCCCCCACCAGGGCCUGCGGAAGGGGACCAGCAGGAUGCAACUCUCCAGGAAGAACAAGAGACUCCUGCCCAGGGGGCAGCUGCCCCGGUAGCCUUAGGGGCAGCCCUGGCAGAUAAAGGAUCCACAGGUACUGUGUAGGAUGGCAUCUCCCCUGGGGCCUCCAAACCCCGCUCCCCUCUGUUCCCCACCUCUCAGAAGUGCACUUUAAGGGGUGGGAGCCAGGCAGGCCGCUCUACCUCCUCCGGGCUGGGACAGUAGGGUCAGGCCAUUGAGCCCCCAGCUGUGAGUUCCCCAGUCUCGGUGGGGUGGCCGGCUCAGGCCACGCGGGGCCAACUUUCCAUUGAUUCAGGGGUCU